UGGGGGGGCCGACUUCCUGGGGCCGCCCGCGAGGAUGUCGCCACCGCCCCCCAGUGCCCCUCAGCCCCGGAGACUCCGCUGCCCCCCUGCCUGAGGCGUCCACAGCCUGAAUCCGUCUUCUCCCUCCCUCUUUUCCUCCCUCCCCUCCCAGGUGCGCGCCGGGCCGGCGGCAGGAUAGAUAUUUGUCAUACCAUAUUCUGGUAGGAGCAGAAGACAUUUCAGAAAGUCAACAUAGUUUACACAUUGAGAUCAAACAUCAAACCAAGCUGAAGACUUGUAGGAGGGAGAGGGUGCUUCAUCUGAAUUCAUCCUACAUUUAUCACAGACGCCUAUCUGGCUUUAGCACCAUGUGAGCAGUUUUGGAGAUCAGAGAUUUUACCAUGUGGGCAACCUGCUGCAACUGGUUCUGCCUGGAUGGACAGCCUGAAGAGGUCCCACCACCCCAGGGAGCCAUGGCACAGGCCUAUUCCAAUCCUGGGUACAGUUCCUUCCCUUCCCCAACAGGCUUGGAACCCAGCUGCAAGGCCUGUGGGGCACACUUCGCAAGCACAUCUCGGAAGCAGACCUGUUUGGAUUGUAAGAAACAUUUCUGCAUGACCUGUUCAAGUCAAGAGGGAAACGGGCCCCGCCUCUGUCUUCUCUGCCAACGGUUCAGAGCCACAGCCUUUCAGCGGGAGGAGCUCAUGAAGAUGAAAGUGAAGGACCUGAGGGACUACCUCAGCCUCCAUGACAUCUCGACCGAAAUGUGCCGGGAGAAAGAAGAGCUGGUGUUCUUGGUGCUUGGUCAGCAGCCUGUAAUCUCUGAGGAGGCCAGGACUCAUGUUCCCACUUUAUCCCCAGAUUUCUCCGAGCAACAGGCCUUCCUGACUCAGCCUCACAGUGGCACAAUACCUCCUACCUCACCCAGCCUCCCUUCUUCACCUGCACAAGCGACCUCUGUUGCCCCAGUCCAGGCUCAGGAAAAUCAGCAGGCCAAUGGUCGUGUGUCCCAGGACCAAGAGGAGCCCGUCUUCCUGGAGAGCACCGCCAGAGUUCCUGCUGAGGAGGAGACCCAGUCCCUUGACUCAGAGGACAGCUUCGUCCCAGGCCGGAGGGCCUCGCUGUCUGACCUGACCCACCUGGAGGACAUCGAAAGCCUAACAGUACGGCAGCUGAAAGAGAUUCUGGCGCGCAACUUCGUCAACUACAAGGGCUGCUGUGAGAAGUGGGAGCUGAUGGAGAGGGUGACGAGGCUGUACAAGGACCAGAAAGGACUCCAGCAUCUAGUGUAUGGUGCUGAAGACCAAAACGGGGGAGCAGUGCCAUCCAGCCUGGAGGAGAACCUGUGUAAGAUCUGCAUGGAUUCGCCCAUUGACUGUGUUCUGCUGGAGUGUGGACACAUGGUAACCUGUACCAAGUGUGGCAAGCGCAUGAAUGAAUGUCCCAUCUGUCGGCAGUAUGUGAUUCGAGCUGUGCACGUCUUCCGAUCCUGAGGGCUUGCACCGGCUUCUUCAGUGCCUUACAGGAAGUAACCCAGGGCGUCUGGGCUCGGGGUUGGUCAGCUUGCAGUGAGCUAACAAGAAAUUGUGCAGUGUUCCCAAGACCAGGGCAAGCGAAAAUGCUAUGUCAUCCCUGGGUGUGCCUGUCUGUUGCGGGGUGCCCUCUUGGCGGGCAGAGUGACUGAGGCCAAUAGGAGCUGCUACAGAUCACACAGGUGAGUGCCUGUUUCUGUGAUCUUGGGAGUAAUGAUGGUAAUUGAUGGACAGAGGACUUUCUGCGAAACUUGGACCAUGUCUUCCUUCCUCGGUGAACCUAGAAACAUUUUCACUCUUCUGUACCCCACUCAUACCCGGAAAAUGCUUGCCUGUAUUUCACCCAUCAGAAAUCCUACUAGAGACAGUUCCUUCCUCCUGUGCGUAUCUGGAUUUAAAUUUCUGGUUUCUCUGGCUUUCUGUGCUUUAACUUAAAGUUUUUUGCUGUAUUGCCUAAAAUCCACAUUUCUUUGGACCAAAAAUAUUUCAGUUUAUCAGACCAACUAUGGUCCUUAGGACAGACUUUGGAGCAGUGAACUUUUCUCUGGUGAUAAGUGAAACACAAAUGCUAAAGUAUUGUUGUUUUGAGUUGCUUCCUUAGGUGUUGGGACUGGAAGCUAUCAGGCUCUUGAGACUGGGAGCCAACAAAGCAUCUGGUUCCUAAAUUGCUGAGUUCCAGAAUCUGUAUACAAAGAAUGUACAUGGGUCAUCUCUGCUGCUCUCUCUCUGAGACUUGACUUUGUACCAUCCCUAACUUUACAUUGUGAGGGGGAAUCAUAGAAUAGAGGCAGUGGCCUUCUGUUUAACUUUGGCUUCUCAACUUUUUUGUGUGUAACAGGCAGAGCUGUUAUACAUACUCCAGCAAGAUUUUUAAAUCUUGGUCUCAUCAAAGGCAAAGAGGCAAGCAAGCAAAGAGUGUUACUCUUGAAUUUUUCAUGAAGUUCUUGGAGUACAGAGGUGUAAGGCAGAGGAGCUAAGAGGUACUGAAAAAUCCUGAAUAAGGCUGAAUUCUGCCUAUGGGCAGAUAGCUGUACUUUCAUUUUUCUCAGUCUGUUGAUUUGGGGGCAAGGCAGAAAGCUCAUUUGGUCAUUUACAAAGGACGAGCUAAUGAGUAGUGAUGCUUUUUGAGCCUUCUUAGGGUUUAGGUUUGAUAGAGAAGCGCAGCAAAGCACAAAACACAUGCUCUCAAAAGAGCUGUGUCUAUUGCCAAUGGAGAAACUAUGCAACUGCCCCUUCCCCGCCCCCCCCCCCAUUUGUUGUGUAGCUGAGGUCUAGACUAGAAGAACCAAUUGACUGGAAAGCAGAUGGAAACCUCUAGCAGGGCCUAUACAUUAGUACAUACUACACUUUCCCUCCAUCAACCACUAAACAGCUUUAGGAGGAAUUGAUUUCAUAAAGUAGUAGUCAGUGGAACACUGGGCCACUUACCUCAUCAUAGUACAAGUCCAGACGAUCUCAUUCUGGGUGCCUUUAUAGGAAUUGGGGAAUCGGACAUUUUCCAGUGAAGUCUGCCUUUCAUCCUUCUGAUGGACAAUAAGUACUGUAGUUUUUAACGCCUGUUAGUUUAGCAAAGGCUCACUGGGUCAGCUCCUCAGUUCUGUUAUAAAAACAGGUCUGCAUAUAUGCAACUUAAGAUUUAGCAAUAAGUUCAAGGCAAAAGUUAGGCCAGCUUUCCCCGUCCUUACAACUUGCUUUCUCUGCUGAAGUUUUACCUCCCUACCUCCGCAAUUUCCUCCUAGACAGGAACUGAAAAUAUACUGGUAGCUGGUCGUAAAUUCAGCAAGAAUUGGAAUUUAUGUCAUUUUCUUGUUUUGAAAGAACUUGGCUUUAAAUCUUAUCUUUUGCUGAAGGUUUGCAUUUGGAGAAAAAAUGUCAAACCACCAAUUUUUUUGUUACCUUUAUUAUACACCAAAUAAAAGUUGGCAGUUUCAAGAUUCCAUUCCAGUUAAUAUCUACCCCAAGUAAAAAUCCUGAUUUUUAAAAUUGAGUCUUACCUCUUUGUCCCUCAUGGACCACUGGUCUUAAUUAUCAUGGAAACAUUUAAUAAUUUCAAUUAUACUGUGGCUUUUGCUGAGAUUGCUUUGAGAUUUCAGUUGAGACUUGUUUUAAAAGACUUGCACAGCUGACCAGUUCAUGUAUUGGAAUAGUUGGAUUCAAACUAAUAAGCUGUAUAGCAGUUAGUGCUUAAUAUAUAUUGUACCAGUUUGUUGAAAUCUCCUGGAUGUCAAUGUGUUAUUUCAAGUGGCUUAUAUUAAGAUUCUCUCAGACUUACUUGGGUGUUAAAGCAAACCCAAAUAUGUAUUUUUUGUUACAGAGCUCUGCUUUAUAAUUUUGUAAUAAAGUUUCAACAUAGA
Cavia porcellus (domestic guinea pig) is the source of this 3865-nucleotide messenger RNA. RefSeq names its product ring finger and FYVE like domain containing E3 ubiquitin protein ligase (gene Rffl). Gene Ontology annotation, biological process: proteasome-mediated ubiquitin-dependent protein catabolic process; negative regulation of extrinsic apoptotic signaling pathway via death domain receptors; protein K48-linked ubiquitination. Bases 381 to 1472 code for a protein of 363 amino acids. Gene Ontology annotation, molecular function: ubiquitin protein ligase activity. Gene Ontology annotation, cellular component: plasma membrane; cytoplasm. The transcript has 8 exons. The record is from RefSeq and is a predicted model, not a curated record. Lineage: Eukaryota; Metazoa; Chordata; Mammalia; Rodentia; Caviidae.